AUGUUGAUAAAUAUCUCUAUGUACUUUUUUUUAUUAUAUGUGAUUAAAUCACACUUUGAUUCUUUUUUUGGUUACAAGAAUAAUCCUUCGGUACAAUCUAUUGAAUCAGACAUAUUAUUAUACAAAUGUUCCAAUAUAAAAAAUAGAAUAUUAGAAGAAGAUAAUCCUGUUUGUGAUGAAUGGUCCGAAUGGACAAAUUGUUCAAAAACAUGCGAUGUUGGAAUAAAAAUGAGAGUCAAGAUGGAUAGCAAAAAAGAACAUUCUAGAGAAUGUUCCAAAAUUACUGAAACUACUUUAUGUAAGUUAAAAGAAUGCUCUGAAUCUGAUAAUCAAGGAAAUAAAUAUGAAACAAAACAUUACAAUGAAGAAAAAGAAACAAAGAAAAAAAUUUUAAGAAAAUAUCUUUUAAUUUUUGGUAUUAUUUCUUUUAUUAAUAUAUUAUUACUAAUAAUAUGUAUAAUUGUCUCACUAAAGAAAAAAAUUAUAUAA
Molecule: messenger RNA, 489 nt
Organism: Plasmodium relictum
Lineage: Eukaryota; Apicomplexa; Aconoidasida; Haemosporida; Plasmodiidae
Gene: TRSP
Product: thrombospondin-related sporozoite protein, putative
Exons: 3
Coding region: 1-489 (162 amino acids)
Biological process (GO): signal transduction
Source: RefSeq, a predicted model, not a curated record